AUGUCCCAAAUGGAAGACGAAACCAUCUCAUCUACUCAAUUCUCAGCCUGGAUACAAGAAGCUGAUAUAUCUGAGACAUUAGCGAGUACUGUACAGAUCCUCUCAGGUAUAUCGGUCACGAGGUUUUCGGAUGGUUCGUUGAAGAUGUUGGAUAAUUCUGCCCCGGGGUUGUGGAAUGCGUUUAUGAGGUUUUUGAGAAGGAUUGAGGGGGGACGGGGUGACGUUGGGAGUGAGAUUGUGAAGGUUCCUUUGCUUGUGUGUCGCAUGUUGGAAUGCUGCUAUUCCGAAGAGGGGGGUGGGAAGUUUGGUAUGAGAUUGCUAGAUUGUUGA
Messenger RNA from Talaromyces stipitatus ATCC 10500, 330 nucleotides. RefSeq lists its product as uncharacterized. NCBI's taxonomy places the organism in Eukaryota, Fungi, Ascomycota, Eurotiomycetes, Eurotiales, Trichocomaceae. Bases 1 to 330 code for a protein of 109 amino acids. The transcript has 2 exons. The record is from RefSeq and is a predicted model, not a curated record.